CGGCAGAGGUUUGGGUUAAAGCUCCAGAGAUUUUUCUUCCCACCUCUCCGGAAGCUUCAGCCAGACCACCAGCUGAGGAAGAGGAUGGAGGCAGCUUCCUCACUCUGGAGCAGCCCUGAUAGAAAAUGUGAACCGAGGCAAACUGAGACCCAGACGCACGCGGACGUCCAACUGGAUCGCAGCGCGCGGCCGGAACCAGCUGUCCUAAUGCCCCCCUCCCCCCCGCAGGCUCCCACCUGACUCCGGGGCGGGCCUGCUGCCGCUCACCCUAACCCCGCAGAACCGGGAGGAGAACCGAAGGAGGACGGAGCCAGCAUGAGCAGGACGGGCCGGCGCUGCGCUCUGCAGGUGUUCCUCUGCCUCGGGCUGGUUUACCUGAAGAUCGGGGGGCUGUGGCCGGUGGUCGCUCUGGGAGCCAGCAUCAUCUGUAACAACAUCCCGGGCCUGGCCCCCCGGCAGCGGACCAUCUGCCAGAGCAGACCCGACGCCAUCAUCGCGGUCGGAGAGGGGGUCCAAAUGGGCCUCAGCGAGUGCCAGUUCCAAUUCCGCUACAGCCGCUGGAACUGUUCGGCGCUGGGGGAGAGGACGGUGUUCGGGAAGGAGCUCAGAGUGGGUAGUAAGGAGGCGGCCUUCACCUACGCCAUCAUGGCCGCCGGUGUAGCCCACGCAGUGGCGGCGGCCUGCUCCAGAGGGACGCUGAGUGGUUGCGGUUGCGACCAGGAGAAGAAGAACAGUUACAACCAGGAGGAGGGUUGGAAGUGGGGCGGCUGCUCUGCUGACCUCCGCUACGGCCUGGCCUUCUCCAAGGUCUUCGUGGACGCACGGGAGGUCAAGCAGAACGCCAGGACGCUUAUGAACCUGCACAACAACCAGGUGGGCCGCAAGGUCCUGGAGAAGGGAAUGCGUCUGGAGUGCAAGUGCCACGGCGUUUCUGGGUCCUGCACCACCAAGACUUGCUGGAUGACACUUCCCAAGUUCCGGCAGCUGGGAUACUUCCUGAAAGACAAGUACAACCAGGCGGUUCACGUGGAGCCGGUUCGGGCCAGCCGCAACAAGCGUCCCACUUUCCUCAAGAUCAAGAGACCGCACUCCUACCACAAGCCUAAAGACUCGGAGCUGGUCUACAUCGAGAGAUCGCCCAACUACUGCGAGGCCGACCAGCUGACUGGCAGCAUGGGGACGCAGGGGCGCCUGUGCAACAAGACGGCCCUGCAACCCAACAGUUGCGACCUGAUGUGCUGCGGCCGGGGAUACAACACCAACCAGUACUCCCACGUUUGGCAGUGCAACUGCAAGUUCCUGUGGUGCUGCUACGUCAAGUGCAACACCUGCAGAGAGAGGACAGAGGUGCACACCUGUAAAUAGGGAUAUUUAUUGGAUGCUAAUGAGGCACACCUGGACUGCACUGUGUGAGAGGGAGAGAUGUUUGAAUAAUAUAUAGAGAAGA
Molecule: messenger RNA, 1447 nt
Organism: Cyprinodon tularosa
Lineage: Eukaryota; Metazoa; Chordata; Actinopteri; Cyprinodontiformes; Cyprinodontidae
Gene: wnt7aa
Product: wingless-type MMTV integration site family, member 7Aa
Exons: 4
Coding region: 316-1365 (349 amino acids)
Biological process (GO): cell fate commitment; multicellular organism development; canonical Wnt signaling pathway
Cellular component (GO): extracellular region
Molecular function (GO): cytokine activity; frizzled binding
Source: RefSeq, a predicted model, not a curated record